Molecule: messenger RNA, 725 nt
Organism: Armigeres subalbatus
Lineage: Eukaryota; Metazoa; Arthropoda; Insecta; Diptera; Culicidae
Gene: dUTPase
Product: deoxyuridine 5'-triphosphate nucleotidohydrolase
Exons: 2
Coding region: 144-587 (147 amino acids)
Biological process (GO): dUTP catabolic process; dUMP biosynthetic process
Molecular function (GO): magnesium ion binding; dUTP diphosphatase activity
Source: RefSeq, a predicted model, not a curated record
AAUUUCCGCACACUUUCGCAUCCUUUGCUUCGCUUGUUUCCCAUCUGCUGCUCUGAGUGUCUCAUUGGACCUAAAUUUAAUUUUUAUCCUUAACUUUAUCUUUGAUAAUAAUUUGUAAUUUGUUAGUGAUAAUAACAAACAAAAUGAAACCAGAACAAAAAUGCGUCCUUCGCUUCGCCAAACUUUCGGAUCAAGCGUUUGCUCCGACUAAAGGAUCCCAGAAAGCUGCCGGGUUUGAUCUGAAAAGUGCCUACGAAUAUACGGUCCCAGCCCGGGGAAAGCAGCUAGUGAUGACUGACAUCCAGGUUCAGCUGCCGGAAGGGUGUUAUGGUCGGGUUGCUCCUCGGUCCGGAUUGGCAGUGAAGAAUUUUAUCGAUGUCGGUGCCGGUGUGGUCGAUGAGGACUACCGGGGUAAUCUUGGCGUGGUGCUGUUCAACCACUCGGAAAACGAGUUCAAGGUGGAACGUGGAGACCGCAUAGCACAGUUUAUCUGCGAGCGAAUCUUCUAUCCGGAUUUGGAAGAGGUCAGCAGCUUGGCGGAAACGGAACGGGGCAGUGGCGGUUUUGGGUCCACCGGAACGCAGUGAGACUGAAUCGAAUAAGGUGGGUGAAUAACGUUACAUUAGGGUGUAGGCAUUGAUCUGUAUUAUAGAGUAUAAGAUUUCGAAUAUGAAUUCAUCUUUAAGCAGGUUGUACAAAGGUACUAAUAAAUGGGCCAAGUUGAA